Molecule: messenger RNA, 1725 nt
Organism: Laetiporus sulphureus 93-53
Lineage: Eukaryota; Fungi; Basidiomycota; Agaricomycetes; Polyporales; Laetiporaceae
Exons: 4
Coding region: 90-1553 (487 amino acids)
Biological process (GO): protein deubiquitination; ribophagy
Cellular component (GO): cytosol; ribonucleoprotein complex; Ubp3-Bre5 deubiquitination complex
Molecular function (GO): mRNA binding
Source: RefSeq, a predicted model, not a curated record
GUUGUCUUCAUCGACGUUCCCUCCGCCUUCGAGGCCAGCUCUCGCGCAUUUCCCUUGCAUUCUCCCCGUUCCUCUCUUCACGCACCAUCAUGACCAACGGCACCUCCACUGUCAAUCCUUCCGAAGUCGGCUGGCAAUUCGUCCCCCAGUACUACACUUAUGUCAACAAACAUCCCAAUCGUUUGCAUUGUUUCUACACUAAAGCUUCUACUUUCAUCCACGGCACGGAGGGCGAGGAUGGCAAGCCUUACUACGGUCAACAGGAAAUCCAUGACAAGAUUACCUCGAUCGGUUUCCAAGAUUGCAAGGUUUUCAUACACUCGGUCGAUGCACAGUCUUCCGCGAAUGGUGGCAUCAUCAUCCAGGUGAUCGGUGAAAUGUCCAACCAUGGCGAUCCUUGGCGGAAAUUCGUGCAGACUUUCUUCCUCGCCGAGCAACCCAAUGGCUACUUCGUCCUCAACGAUAUCUUCCGCUUCCUCAAGGAGGAGACUGUUGAAAGUGAUGAGGCCAGCGAAACUGAGGCAGCUCCCGCUCAGCCAUCUGCACAAGAGCACUCGCCCGUUCUCACACCUGUCACUGCUGUCCCAGCACCGCCGACACCUGCACUACCACCACCGGUUGAGCACAAGCCCGAACCCCCCGCAGCACUAACACCACCGCCUCCUGCGAAGCCUGCAGAGGAACCGCCUGCGUCUCCGGUACCUGAGCUCGCGCUUGAGCUUCAUCCGCAGGCCAACGGUCACCAUGCGCUGGAGGAGAAGUCCGAGUCUGUUCCUGCGCCGGUGGAGAAGUCGCCGUCGCCGGCUCCCGAGCCGCCCGCGACUGCCUCACCUCCACCGGUGUCGCCCCCGGCGCCUCAACAUGAGCCACUGCCGACACCUUCCGUACUCCCAGUGCAAGUAUAUCCUUCUGCUCAGCCGCCUGCACCUGCACCUGCUGCUCAACCUGCUGCUCCUCAGCCGCCGCAGAGGAAGACCUGGGCGAACUUGGCUGCGAAGGACUCGAAUAAGUGGGGAGCGGCGGUGGCGAACGAAGUACGGGGUGUGAGUGAAGCCCCUGCGACGGUGACACCUGUGCCUCUUAGCGGGCCUCAAUCACCUGCUCUACAUGUCACCACUCGCCCGGCGCAGCAACACGCACAUCCAGCUCUGAUGGCAGCGCAGAACGUGGCUACGGCUCAAUGCUUCGUCAAAAGCGUGACAGAGAAUAUUCCCGAAGGCGCGCUCAGGAAGACCCUUGUUGAACGUUUCGGACCGAUCAAGGAGCUCGAGAUCCUACGCUCCAAGGCGUGUGCAUUCCUCGAGUUCACCAACCUGGAAGCUGCAAGGCGCGCCAUCGUUGCUUCGCUGCCUCCAUCGGCCGGUGGCGAGGGCGGAGUCCGUAUCGAGGGUGUCGACGGCAACGCAAGGAUCCUUGUGGAGACGCGAAAGGAGCGAGGAGAGCGCCCGCCACCGCGCGGACCCCCGAUGAACGGCGAGCGUGGACGAGGUGGAUACCGUGGCCGCGGCGGAUCUGGCGGACGUGGACGGGGUGGACCGCCUCCGCCAAAGUAGAAACUUUUUAUGGGAAUGUGACAUAUGUUUGUUAGCGGUCGAGAGAAGGGUUGUCCCUGUGCGUCGAGGAGGUUGCUGGGAGUUGGUUGAGAGGAGUGGUGGGCGGCUGACUGACUAGCGGGAGCUGUGCCUGCUGUGUCGGUUGGCAAAAAAAAUCACAGACUGUUUCCUU